This is a messenger RNA of Thermothelomyces thermophilus ATCC 42464, 1150 nucleotides long. RefSeq lists its product as uncharacterized. The transcript has 2 exons. NCBI's taxonomy places the organism in Eukaryota, Fungi, Ascomycota, Sordariomycetes, Sordariales, Chaetomiaceae. The coding region runs from base 292 to 1026 and encodes 244 amino acids. The record is from RefSeq and is a predicted model, not a curated record.
CAGGGGGAAACGGGAAACACGACGCACUAGCUCGGUACGCGCAACCGAUUUCAGUCACUGACGAAGCACUGGUUCCGGGCGUUCGGAGCUGGUUACCCACUCGUAUCCGACGGCGUUACGGGGGAACCCCGUCUCUGAACUGUAUUCCCAAACACAUCGAACACCACGCGCACCGGGUACCCGAUUUUUGUCUCGGAGACUUAUCUUCUUCAAUUGCUCGUGUCGCUGAGACUAUCACGUUCGCUUCCGAUCGUCUUGCCGAUCCCUUUCCGUCCUCUCUCCCCUCUGACCAUGGCGGAACCCGCACCUAAGAAUGGCGACACCGAGCCUGUCAGCCAAGUCAACCACGAUCCUGUACCACAACCAGCUGGCCCGUUACCAGUAAAUGAAGCGGACGAGGGAAAGGAUCGGACAGACACCAAGGAGACAGUUACGAAGGCCACAGCGGAAUCAAGCGCCGCAGUAGCCGACGCAGAAAUAUCGUCAAAAGGGAAGGAGAAGAACGAGCCGUCGCUGCCACCGGCCGAGGAACCAAAAGAAGGCGACUCGCUGUCAACAGGGCCAUCUUACCCACCGCAACAUGCUGUUACGCCCAGCCACCCAGAUGCACCCGUCUGCGCCAUCACCCUCUUGCUCCCGACGGGUGCCAGACACCCUUACAAGAUCGAUGAGAAGUACCUCUCGAAACGUAACGUCGACGUGCCGGACCUGACGGAAUCGGGCGCACGGGAUCCCUUCAGUAUUUCGGUCUAUAAGCUAAAGGAGCUGAUCUUGCGAGAGUGGAGGGAGGAAUGGGAAGGCAAGCCGGCUAGCCCGAGCAGCAUUCGGCUGAUCCAUUUUGGAAAACUGUUGGAUGAUAAGGAGCAGUUAAAGAAGUACCAUUUUAGCCAGGACAGCCCCAACGUCGUCCACAUGUCAGUGCGUCCGCCUGAGAUGAUGGAGGAAGAAGAGGCGGCCCAUAGUAAGGCCAGCGGCCGCGAGGGGAGGACCCGCGAUGGGGGCAGCGGCUGCUGUGUCAUUCUGUGAAUUCAUGAGAGACUCGACCGAGUCGCCGUAUCCAGAUCCAUGGCACGUCUGACGUGGAUCGUAUCUUCCGGCUAGAUGCCGGGUUCUGCUUCAUGACACAGGCAUAUUGGGCUCUCUUUCCGUC